Messenger RNA from Setaria italica (foxtail millet), 1016 nucleotides. RefSeq names its product probable calcium-binding protein CML43. Gene Ontology annotation, molecular function: calcium ion binding. The transcript has a single exon. The record is from RefSeq and is a predicted model, not a curated record. NCBI's taxonomy places the organism in Eukaryota, Viridiplantae, Streptophyta, Magnoliopsida, Poales, Poaceae. Bases 171 to 782 code for a protein of 203 amino acids.
CAGAAGCAUGUCGAGGCCACAGCCCACAGGUCCACUGUCCACACAACACUCGCAUACACACACAUGACACUAGCCCGUUCCAUCGAGCAAAGCUGCCAAGGAGUCCAGGGAUCUUCUAAACACAGGAGCAAUUGAUCGGCCGGCAGGGCUGCCACACGGCGCUGCGGAGCAUGCUGGACCUAGUGCCGACGGUCUUCGAUCAGCACGGCUGCCUCAUCGUGUCGGUGUCAUCUUUCCUGAUCAUGGUGCUCAUCCAGCUCCAGCCUCUGCUCGACAAUGUCAGCUCGGCGAGCAGGAGCAUACGCUCGGCGUCGCUGGCGGUCGUGCGUCUUCUGGCCCGCGACGACAGCGUCGUUGUCUUGGACGACGACAGCGGCGGCGUGGCACCCCCACGGCAGCAGCAUCGGCAUUGCGAGCGGUGCGCUCAGAGGGGCGCGUCGCGCUCCGACGUCGUGGCGGUCAUGGAUAGCCUCCGCCUGGUGUCCGGUGACGACGAUGCAAAGGCGUGCGGCGGGUGCGCGGCGAUGUGGGCGGCGGUGGACGACCUGCUGGAGGGCAAGGUCGCGAGCGAGGCGGAGCUGAGGGAGGCGUUCUACGUGUUCGACCGCGACGAGGACGGCUUCGUGGGCGCCGGGGAGCUCUGGAACGUGAUGCGGCGGCUCGGGAUGGCCGAGGGCGCGGCGCAGGAGGACUGCCGGAGGAUGAUCGCGGCGCACGACGCCGACGGCGACGGCAGGAUCAGCUUCCGCGAGUUCAGGGCCAUGAUGGAGAACGCGGUUUAGUUAGCUUAUAAUUCCUUGCGUGUUCCAACUUCUUCGCUACUACUUUUUUCCUGGAGACGGUCAGACAGAGUGGCAUGCAUGGAUCAUACAUGCUUUGUCCGUAACUAGUAGCCGUGUUAAGAGUUAGCGUGAAUCGUGUUGUGUUUGUAAUCUGUAAAUGCUAGCCGCAGUUUGGACUCGAGCCAACAAAACAAAAUGCAACUACUUUUGAAUAAAAAAAUAUAUGUGGAAUUG